AUGGGGAAAGUCCGCGCAGCUCCCGUUAAAACCAUGACAAUUCCACGUCUUGAGCUUACGGCGACCACAGUUUCAGUUAGACUGGGAGAGAUGAUUGCCAGCGAGUUAGACGAACCUGCAGAGAGUAAGACUUAUUGGACAGACAGUACAACUGUUUUGAAGUACAUCCGAAAUGACAAGAAGCGUUUCCACGUGUUUGUGGCGAAUCGCGUGCAAACAAUAAGAGAUGCAACGAAUCCUUACCAGUGGAGGUACGUUGGGACCGACAUUGAUCCGGCUGAUGACUCGUCACGUGGUUUGAAAGGCCAUGAGCUAUCCAAACAGCAUCGUUGGAUUACAGAUCCAAAUUUCCAAUGGUUACCCGAGAGCGAAUGGCGUCAACUUCCGGGUGACUUGGACGACGUUUCCUACGAUGAUCCUGAUGUUAAAAAGGUUCUUGUGCACAGCAUGGAUGUUGAAGAGAACGCAGACCUUUUGAAAAGGCUCACACGCUUUUCCGAGUGGCACCGUAUGAAAAAAAUCCAUUACCUUGAUACUCCGUCUAAAACCAAACUCGGAUGA
Orbicella faveolata is the source of this 561-nucleotide messenger RNA. RefSeq lists its product as uncharacterized. Lineage: Eukaryota; Metazoa; Cnidaria; Anthozoa; Scleractinia; Merulinidae. The record is from RefSeq and is a predicted model, not a curated record.